Molecule: messenger RNA, 1488 nt
Organism: Centropristis striata (black sea bass)
Lineage: Eukaryota; Metazoa; Chordata; Actinopteri; Perciformes; Serranidae
Gene: btg4
Product: B-cell translocation gene 4
Exons: 4
Coding region: 325-1161 (278 amino acids)
Biological process (GO): negative regulation of mitotic cell cycle; negative regulation of cell population proliferation
Cellular component (GO): cytoplasm; nucleus
Source: RefSeq, a predicted model, not a curated record
UGAGAAAGUGGAGGGAGUGUCUCCUUUUUGUAUCUGAUGUAUGUGAGAACAAGCUGCUGCUACAUACACGGAUUAAGAUAUAUGUAGAUAUAUAUGUUAUUUUAUUGGUGUUAAAAUAAUUAGAAAUCCAAGCUGAGUUCUCUCGAGAGCUCCAACAGCAAAUAUGUUUGCUUGAGUUCUCUGGCUUCCAGUUUGUCUUGUUAGUUUUAUGUUGUUUCUAGAACACUUGUUUUAUUCUCUGUAGAGGUUUUUUAAACAGUACAGCUCUGAGCUUGCUACGUCCGGUUUGUUAAGUUAAAGGUUAGAGAAAGUUUGUGUGCAACCAUGAAGGAGGAGAUUGCUGCUGCUGUGUUUUUCGUGGCUCGGCUGGUGAAGCGAUACGGCUGUCUGGAUAAUGACAGCAGGGAGCGAUUCGCUGCUGCCCUCACCUCUGUUCUGUUUGAGAACUACAGAAACCACUGGCACCCAAAUGCACCCACUAAGGGACAGGCCUACAGGUGUCUCCGUAUGAAUCGUGUGCGGCUGCAGGACCCGGUGCUGCAACAGGCCUGUGAGCGGAGUGCGGUGAGGUACGAGGAUUUGGGCCUUCCACAGGAGCUGACGGUGUGGGUUGACCCUGGAGAGGUGUCCUGCAGGUACGGUGAACGAAGUACUCCAUUCUGCGUCUCAGUGGUGGAAAGCUGUCGGCGCAGGGAUGGGGAGUUUUCCCGCCGCAUCCAUGAGGCUGUGGAGCGGGCGAGCCUUGACAUUCAUUCAGGAAGCUCUUCAGACGAGGAGGAGGGGAGCGCCGACAACAGCAUGAGCAACAACAGCAGCAUGAAUAGCAGCAACCUAUCGACUAUCUGCCCUGGGCCAAUGACCUCCACCAACCCUGAGCCCAAAACCAUCCCAACUGUCAGCAACCCCAACAGUGUCUACCGGUUCAGUGAGUUUUCUCCUGGCGCCCCUCAGAUCUGGCUGCGGGAGAAACGGAAGGCCUUUGCUGCGGAUGCAUUCCCACCUCCUCAUCCUCAUCAUCCUCCUCCUCCUCAUCAUCCUCCUCCAGUUGGAGGCCCAACUUCCCAGUUCUCCAGCCAGAAAGGCUUUAAGCCCUAUCGAGUCACAUUCACCUUUAGUGGACCUCGUGUUGACAAGUACCACUGGGUCAGCAAGUCGCGAUAAUGGAGCAAGCCCAACUUUCGACCUAGAACCAAAAUCUGGUUACUGCUUGGGGCGGGAGCAGAAAGGGCAGCCAUGAUGUCUGCUCAAAGCACCCUUAACCCUGUUUUUGUAGGGGUAAAAAAAAGUUUCAGGACAGUUUAAGUAUCUUUAAAGGAUAUGUAUAUUUUUUUGUAUGUGGUUUAUGAUUUAAAGUAAUGCUGUUUAAGCAUGUUUUUAAACUUUGAAAAGUAAGUAUUUUAAAUGUUUCCUUCUAAAUGUGUUUUUAAACUAAAAUAAAGUAACAUUAAACUGUCAUUGAAAAGAAAUAAAGCGUCCAUCUCAGCUCUA